AUGAUCGUGGCCCUCGAGAACUCAGGAACACCGAUCACCGCAGAUGUUAUCAAAACGAAGUUACUCCAAGAGAUCCAGGUUCCGAGCGUGGAUUCGGCGUUGGCAACGUCCGAAGUGUCGACGUUCAAUGACAGCGACCAGGAUCAGUGGUUCUUCGAUUCAGGCGCAAGCGUGCACAUGACCUGGAACCACAAUCUGAAGGAGAACAUGAAGCAUUCUGUCGGCACAUUGAUAGCAGCAAAUGAAGGCAUCAUAAAGGUGACAGCGACGGGCUCGACGGUACUCAAGCCACAUUGCCAGCAAGAGGCCAUUCCGGUCAAGGAAGUGCAGCUGUUGCCGGAGCUCGGUGCAAACCUUCUGUCCGUGAGCCAAAUUGUGAAGCAGGGGCACACCGUGAUUUUCACCAACGACGGAUGCAGAGUGGUCGAUACGGACGGCGACUUUAUUGCUACAGGUAUCCACGACAACAAUCUUUUCAAACUAGAACAGCAUCGACAGGACACGGAAAGCGCGCUAGCUUUUUCGUCGUCCGAGAGCUUGGAGGUUUGGCAUCGAAGAUUGGACCACUUGAACGUCAACAGCAUUCGGCGGUUAGCCGAUGGUUUAGUCGAUGGAGUGAAAAUCAACAGCGGUAACCAUGGGAACUGCAAAUCGUCCUCACAUUCUUUCCAGAUUCCGCACGUCACCUCGUUGGACAGUAUGAAGGCCCUGCCACUCGUGGAGAUCAACCUGGAGGGUAACCCGCUGAAGGACCGCAUCAAGGACCAGACCGUGUACAUCAGCGAGAUUCGUAAGCGACUGCCCAAGAUCAUUAAGUUGGACAACAUGGAUCUCCCGCCGCCGAUCGGGUUCGACGUUCCGGAGGACGAUCACAAGCUGCCCUCGGCCAAGGCGUCCUUCCUGUGCGACACGGCCGGGGCCGACAUUGUCCGCCAGUUCCUGGAGCAGUACUUCGUGAUCUACGACUCGGACAACCGGCAGCCGCUGCUGGAGGCGUACCACGAGCAUGCCAUGAUCUCGAUGACCGUAUUCAACAGCCCCAGCCAGGGCAGCCAGCAGCGGUUGCAGACCUAUCUGAACUUCAACCGCAACCUCAAUCAGAAGCGCGAUCUGGACACGCGGUGUCGAACGCUGAAGAUGGGCCGGCUGCCGGUGGUGACGUUCCUGUCGGAGCUGCCGAAAACCAAGCAUGACCCGCUGACGUUCGUCGUCGAUCUGACGUUGUUUACGCCCCAACUCAUCCUCCUAACCGUGACGGGUGUCUUCAAGGAGCGCAAAGUGGCCGUCAUCAACGAACCGUACCGAUCGUUCCAGCGUUCGCUGGUAAUCGUUCCGUCCGGCAGUGGGUUCUGCAUCCGCAACGAGAUGAUCCACAUCAACAACGCCACCCGAAUACAGGAGGACAAAGCUUUCAAGGAUCCGGCCUCCAGUGGCUUCCAAGCGCCGGCCACCGCUGCACCAGUGGCCACAGUACCAAUACCGGUGGCACCGGUUGUUCCUCCAGUAGUCGACGACAACACCAAACUGCAGAUGGUCCAGGCGAUGGCCGCCCACAGCAACAUGAACCUCGAGUGGAGCCGGAAGUGUCUGGAGGAGACGAACUGGGACUUUGAGCGAGCUGGGUUCGCAUUCACCGAGCUGCACAAGCAGAACCGGAUACCACCGGAGGCGUUCGUUAAGAAUUGAAGACGAGGAGGAGUGUGACGAGUACGGCGCGCGGUGGAACCGCUUUGGACCCCAGCCCGGGGGAUUUUAGGUUUAGGUUUUUGAUUUAGGCGUUGCUUUUUUGGGAGAAUGAUUAAAGUUGUUACAAAAGACUCGGAAAGAUUAUGGGGAUGACUUGGGCGACUAUAUAAUGCAAGAAAUAGAUGUUUGUUUAGAGAAACUUGUUCAAAUUUCAGUCUAACAAAAUUAAUCCUUCUCCCAAAGGCGUCCCAUCUGUGUAGUUAUUAGUAGGUAAGUUCAAGCAGUACAACACUGCUGGGAAAGUUUCAAACAAUGAAAAUCGUGAUCGAUUCAAAGUAGUAAUAAAACGGUAUCAAUUUUUCUUCUUACGAAACUGAUGAUCGCAAGUUGUAGAAUGAAUAUUGAGAGUGAAUGAGUUUAAAAGAUGAGCGAUCGUGUCGAAAUUAUAUGUUUUCACAUAGAGUCAACCACUUUUCAUUUAACGUACAACAUUCAGGUAGCAAUCAAUUAUUUCAGAGAGUUUUUAGCCAGUCCCAUAAUGGAAACCAUGCAACUAUGUGUCCUUUUAUUAAUUUUAAGAUCGUGUGUAGACCCCAUUGAUCAAAAGAGCAUAAUUUAUUGUAAAUGUGUAACUCUUUACAAAUGAUUAUAUUUUUAUCAAAAACAGACGAAAACAGCCAUCACUGUGACUUAGAAGUCGCAGCUGACUUUCAACCAGAAAAAUAAUACAAAAAUUUAAAAGAUGUACUUUUGUA
Molecule: messenger RNA, 2441 nt
Organism: Aedes albopictus (Asian tiger mosquito)
Lineage: Eukaryota; Metazoa; Arthropoda; Insecta; Diptera; Culicidae
Product: nuclear RNA export factor 1
Exons: 6
Coding region: 1-1686 (561 amino acids)
Biological process (GO): poly(A)+ mRNA export from nucleus
Cellular component (GO): nucleus
Molecular function (GO): protein binding; RNA binding
Source: RefSeq, a predicted model, not a curated record